CAUAGAAGAAGUAGUUUGCUAGAUUUGUAAUAUACAUUGGGGGUUCUGUGGACUUGGACUAUGUCAAAUGGAUGACAAGAAUCUCCAUAACCGAAGCUACCGAGAGGUACAAGCCAAAGACGCUUUCCUCCUUAGAAAAGUAGCUGGUCAAUCAAUCAAUCAAUCUUAUGGUUAGUAGUUAUAUUCUUAUAUAUAAGCACUAAGCAGAUGGGUUUGAUCUUAUAAACCCUCAAUACCAUUACCAACAACCAGUACUAGCCUAGACCUUUUGUCACUUUUCUUUUUCGAAAACCCAUGGAUCGUUUUUAUUUCUUGAAUGUUGUAAUGGAGGUUGCGGGUAUUCUAAAUGAGUCCCGCAAACUCUUUCUCAAGAACAAGAAGUUAAUGUUCUCGGUCUUGGCAUUCCCUCUCUUACUCACUUGUUUGGUUUACUUGUUCAACGCUAUUGCCAUCAAACCGGAGAUAACAAACUUGAUCCUUGAAUCAAGUUUGCUACCUAUGACCGAUCCAAGCUCCCCGGAAUUUGCUGCUCAUCUUAUGAGAUACUUUGCAUAUUUUCGCCAGUUUUUUAGUUCUUUAUACAUCUUCAUCGCUGUCUCCUCCAUCAUCAACCUCUUAUCCGUUCUGGUCAUGGUUCACGCAUCGGCUCUUACUCAUAAAGAAGAUAGCUUCAAGCUCAAAGAUUUACCGAUUCUGACCCUUAAAUAUUGGAAGGGACCUCUUGUGACUAGUUUCUACAUUGCUCUCUUCAAUCUUGGCUAUUGGUUCCUAUUCUAUAUAAUCAUUUUUUCUCUCUUUAUAUUCUCUACAAAAUUCGAUACCCUGGCAGCCAAAAUUCGCGCAUUAUGGAUUCUCUUGGCGGUCUUUGAGUCUUACUUGGCUAUCGUGUGGAACUUAUCUAUGGUCAUAUCGAUACUCGAGGAUACUUAUGGGAUCCAAGCUUUGGGGAAAGCUGCAAAGAUAGUUAAAGGGAUGAAGCCAAAACUAUUCAUCUUGAAUCUUUGCUUUGGUUUAUUGUCAUUUGGAUUAUCUCAAAUCUUGCGGCUGAUUGAUUGGAGUGGUUCAUUUCCAGCUAUCUUAGCCACCGGUUUAGUCUUUGUGAGUUCACUCUUUGUGGUGAGGAUGUUUCAGCUUGUGGCUUAUACCGUUACCUAUUUCCAAUGUAACCAAGACGCUGAGUCGCUGAGGGAUGUGGAAUAUACGAAACUGUCUUCCACUACUCUCAUGGGAGAAUUGCCUUGAAAACUUCAAUAGAAAGGCACAUAUGAUAUUAUACAUAGAUUGUUUGUAUGUCUUAUAAGUUUUGCUUUUAUUUUGGUAAAGUUAUAUCAAAUUUUUGGUUCAAUAUAUAUUUUGUUUUGAACUUUGGUUUUGUAUGUAUAAUAUACAGCAAGGUUGCUUCUCUGUGCCAUGUCACAUA
This is a messenger RNA of Capsella rubella, 1420 nucleotides long. RefSeq lists its product as uncharacterized. The transcript has 2 exons. NCBI's taxonomy places the organism in Eukaryota, Viridiplantae, Streptophyta, Magnoliopsida, Brassicales, Brassicaceae. The coding region runs from base 295 to 1242 and encodes 315 amino acids. The record is from RefSeq and is a predicted model, not a curated record.